Molecule: messenger RNA, 864 nt
Organism: Eruca vesicaria subsp. sativa (arugula)
Lineage: Eukaryota; Viridiplantae; Streptophyta; Magnoliopsida; Brassicales; Brassicaceae
Source: the annotation of a GenBank genome assembly
AUGGAGAUCAAAUACAGUACCAGCUUCUGGAAUUUGUUGGUCGAUGUUUUCAAGCUUGGUGGAGCAGCCUUUGGUGUUUCUUUCGUCAAAUGGAUAGCUUGCUCCGCUGCCAUAUAUUCAUCGUUAGCCAUUCAGGACAUCACAUCGUGGGGCUUUAUACCACCAACAAGACCCAAAUCUCGAAAACCCGGGAGAAAGAAGACUGAUUCUGAAGAAACUCAGACCCAACGUGUGGCUAGGCUGAGCUUAGAUGAGAAAGCAUCUAAGAUAAGGGAACUGUGCCAACAGUUCAUCUCAAGAAGCAACCUUUGCGCAAGUCAGUUCCAAGAUUACCAUCUCAGAAAACAGUUUUCUCAUAUGGAAAACUCGCUUCAGCAAAGGUGAAACCUGAAAAAAAGAAAGUUGAAAAAGAUGGAGAAGCCCUGAAACAGUCUUCAAAUCCCAUAGAUGAGGAAGUACAAGGGAAUGUAUCAUCAUCCAAUGUUGAUGCAGAAAAUUCACAUGAGAUUGUAUCUUCACGGAGGUAUGAAGAAAGAGCUUAAUCUAUUUGAGCAUUAAGACUCAUAACUUGCAAUUAAUGAGGACAUGAGAAAAAGAAACAGUAUGAUAUUUAAUAUGCGAGAAGAAAUGGGUCAAAGAAUGAAAAGAGUCGUGGGUUUGGUUCUAAAUGUUAGUUGCUUUUUGAUAGAAUUACUUCUGAGAAACAAAGCAUGUGAUUUUGGAGUUAUAAGAUGUAUCGAAAUCUUUAUAUUCUUAUGCAUUCAUUGCUUAAACUCUCUGAAAAAGAUAUUUUUAGUGAUUUAUACAUAUGCAACCUCAAACUAUAAUGUCGGCCAAAGAUUUAUCUAACCCCAAUUAUGGUUU